Messenger RNA from Fonticula alba, 4479 nucleotides. RefSeq names its product DNA polymerase epsilon subunit 1. Gene Ontology annotation, cellular component: epsilon DNA polymerase complex. Bases 1 to 4479 code for a protein of 1492 amino acids. Gene Ontology annotation, biological process: leading strand elongation; nucleotide-excision repair, DNA gap filling; DNA replication proofreading. Gene Ontology annotation, molecular function: DNA binding; nucleotide binding; DNA-directed DNA polymerase activity. NCBI's taxonomy places the organism in Eukaryota, Rotosphaerida, Fonticulaceae. The record is from RefSeq and is a predicted model, not a curated record. The transcript has 20 exons.
AUGUCGCGUGGGCGGUUUGGCCAGCAGGGCGGUCGUGGUGGUGGUAGUGGCGGCGCCCAGAGCUUUGGCGGCGGUGGCCGGAGCUUCGCCGGGCAGCGCGGUCCGCGAGGCGCCUUUGAAGAUGAUGCCCCUGCCGACGGUGACCAACGUUUCGACCUCUUCGAAAGUCGCUUCGCCGAGAUUGAGAAGUCCGACGCGAUCGAUGCCAAGUUCGGGUACGUCCGCUUGGAGGAUACCGACGAGCCGGAGCUCGGCUGGCUUUUAAACAUGCAUGAGACCACGGUCCGGGAUCCGGACUGGCCAUCCGGCCGGUCAGCCGUCGACUUCUACUUCCUCAAGCAUGACGGCUCGCGCUUCAAGGCCACCCUGACUAUGGAUCCGUACUUUUACCUGCGCGUGGCGUCCGGUAUGGAGGUCGAGGUGGAGCAAUUCCUACUGAAGAAGUUUGAAAAUGUCUUCACUCGGAUUGUGCACGUCUAUAAGGAGGAUCUGAGCCAGCCAAACCACCUUACUGGCAUCAAGGUCCGCUACCUGCAGCUCUUCUUCCGGAAUACGACGGAUGCCACGCGUGUCCGGCGCUGGGCCGCGCCCCUGGUCGCCCGGAAUGCCGAGCGCCGGCGAGACGCCUCGGCUGGCGGCCACUCUUUGUUGGCGGCUGGUGCGGGCUCCGCGGCGGCCGAGGCGCUGGGAGCAGCUUCGGCCUCGGCUUCGGCCAGCGGGGCGCUGGAUCUCGGCGCGCCGCUUCCCUUCACCGACUCCCGGGCGCAGGUGACCUCCACGCGGGCGGGGCUCGAAAAAACUGGCGGUCGCCCGGCCGCCGGGGCGGUCGCCUCCCUGUACGAGACCGUCGCAAAUGUCCAGGCGGCCAUCAUCGACAUCCGCGAGUAUGACAUCCCAUAUUACCUGCGCGCGGCCAUCGAUCUCGACAUCCGUGUGGGCUUCUGGUAUUCGGUCAGCAUCCGACAGGGAGCCGUGUCGCUCCACCGAAAUGUAGACCUGGUCGAGCGCGCGGAUGCCAUCGUUCUUGCCUUCGACAUUGAGUGUACCAAGCAGCCACUCAAAUUCCCCGAUGCCCGUACCGAUGGCAUUAUGAUGAUCUCGUAUAUGAUCGACAAGCAGGGCUAUCUGAUUACCAACCGCGAGGUUGUCUCGGCGGACAUCGACGACUUCGAGUACACCCCGGUGCCGGAGUAUGAGGGCCCAUUCAUCAUCUUCAAUGAGCCCGAUGAAGAGGCCCUGCUACGGCGCUUCCUUGAGCAUAUCCAGGAGGUCCGGCCCUCGAUCAUUGCCUCCUUCAACGGGGACUUCUUCGACUGGCCCUUCCUGGAGGCGCGGCUGGAGGCAUUCGGCAUCAACAUGUUCGAGGAGAUUGGCUUCGCACAGACCUCCGCCGGUGGGGAGUAUUUCAGCCGGCAUUGUGCACAUAUGGACGCCUUCCGCUGGGUGCAGCGAGAUAGUUACCUGCCGGCCGGCUCGCACGGCCUCAAAGCCGUGACCACGGCCCUGCUCGGAUACAAUCCAGUGGAGCUUGAUCCGGAGCAGAUGACCCCCUUCGCCGUGGAGCGUCCGCAUGAGCUGGCCACCUAUUCCGUGUCCGAUGCGGUGGCCACCUUUUAUCUGUACAUGAAGUAUGUGCAUCCGUUCAUCUUUUCCCUGUGCAACAUCAUCCCCCUGUGCGCGGAUGAGGUCCUGCGCAAGGGCUCCGGCACACUGUGCGAGACCCUGCUCAUGGCACAAUCCUUCAAGCUGGGCAUCAUCAUGCCCAACAAGCAAGUUGACGAGCUGGGUCGGACCUUCAACGGCCACCUGUUGGAGACGGAGACUUACGUCGGCGGUCAUGUGGAGGCCAUCGAGUCGGGUGUCUUCCGCUCUGACAUCCCGAUGGAGUUCGACAUGGACGCCACCGCCUUCCAGGAGCUGAUCGAUGGCAUGGACGAGACGCUGGCCUUCGGUCUCCAGGGCGAGGGGGCUUCCCUGGACGAGGUGACCAACCUGGAGGAGGUUAAGGCCGAACUCACACGCGCGCUGAGCGAGCUGCGCGACGCGCCACGUCGGGAAAUCCUGCCCCUCAUCUACCACUUGGAUGUGGCGGCCAUGUAUCCGAACAUCAUUCUCACCAACCGUCUCCAGCCCCCGGCGCUGAUUGACGAGACUACAUGUGCCUCGUGCGACUUCAAUGUGCCCGGUUCCGGUUGCCAACGCGAAAUGGAGUGGCAGUGGCGUGGCGAAUAUUUCCCCGCCAACAAGGGCGAGACCGAGCUGAUUCGCGCUCAGAUGGAAACUGAAACCUUCCCGAGCAAGUUCCCCGACAUGCCUCCCCAGCCUUUCACCAGCCUGCCGGCUCGCGAGCAGGCAGCUCUCCUGUCGGCGCGCCUGGGCGACUAUAGCCGCAAGGUUUACAAGCGGACGCACAUCACUCGGGUGGAAACGCGCAAGUCGAUCGUCUGCCAAAGGGAGAACUCCUUCUACGUGGACACCGUCCGGGCCUUCCGUGACCGUCGCUACGAUUACAAGGUUUUGCACAAGAAGUGGGGCAACAUCCGGCGCGAGGCGCUGGCCAGCCGAGACAUGGCCCGCAUCGAGGAGUCCGAGAAGAUGGUGGUCAUUUACGACUCGCUGCAGCUUGCGCACAAAGUCAUCCUCAACUCCUUCUAUGGCUACGUCAUGCGCAAGGCUGCUCGGUGGUACUCGAUGGAGAUGGCCGGCAUUGUCUGUCACACGGGUGCCAACAUCAUCCGCAUGGCUCACAAGCUGGUCGAUCGCAUUGGCCGGCCGCUGGAGUUGGACACUGACGGUAUUUGGUGUGUCCUGCCGGCCGGCUUCCCGGAGAAUGUUUCGCUCAAGCUGAAGUCCGGCAAGAGCGUCCGCCUGUCCUUCCCCUGCUCCCUGCUUAAUCAUAUGGUCAACAAGGAGUUCACCAAUCACCAAUACCAGACAUUGGUGGAUCCCGAGCGCCUGGUCUACGCCACCUCCUCGGAGAACAGCAUCUUCUUCGAGAUCGAUGGCCCGUACCGGGCCAUGAUCCUGCCCUCGUCCACGGAGAAGGACAAGAAGCUGAAGAAGCGCUAUGCGGUCUUCCACCCGAGUGGCAAGCUGGCCGAGUUGAAGGGCUUCGAAAUCAAGCGCCGAGGGGAGCUUCAGUUGAUCAAAACCUUCCAGUCGCAGCUGUUCGAGCGUUUCCUCGGUGGACGGACCCUGGCCGAGUGCUACGAGUAUGUGGCCGUCGUGGCCAACAACUGGCUGGACGUGCUCUACAGCAAGGCCCGUGACAUGGAGGACUCCGAGGUGAUCGACCUGCUGUCGGAGAAUCGAAGCAUGUCACGCACGCUCGAGGACUACGGCAACCAAAAGUCCACGUCCAUCAGCACGGCCCGGCGUCUGGCCGAGUUCCUCGGCGACCAGAUGGUCAAGGACAAGGGCCUUUCCUGUCAGUUCAUCAUCUCCACCAAGCCGCUCGGCACGCCGGUCACCGAGCGUGCGGUGCCGGUGGCCAUCUUCUCGGCCGAGGAGCAUGUCAAGCGGCACUAUUUGCGCAAGUGGCUCAAGGAUCCGUCCUUGAACAACUUCGACAUUCGGUCGCUCCUGGACUGGGAGUACUAUAUCGAGCGCUUCGGCGCGGCCAUUCAGAAGCUGAUCACCAUCCCGGCCGCAUACCAGAAUGUGGCGAACCCGGUGCCGCGUGUCCGGCAUCCGGAUUGGCUGCAAAAGCAGCUGGCCGAGAAGCACGGAUGCGAUGCUGGCUUCCGGCAGCGCCGCAUCACCGACAUGUUCACCAAGGGCGAGCCCGGGGCCGCCAUCCCGGACAUCGAGGACCUCGGCACCGGCGGCCUGGCCCCAGGCCGUAUGAUCAAGCGCAAGCGCAUGCCGGCCGGCUCUGACGGCCAAGGUAAUGACGAGGGCCCGGAGGCAGGCUCGGCCAGUGAAGCCGGCCCUGACACAGUGCCGAUCAUCGCCCCGCAGGCCGAUGCACUGGUCGACUAUCGGGCCUGGCUGGUCCAGGCAAAGGAAGUCUGGCGGCACCGGCGCCGGAACCCGCCGGCAGCCGGCCCCGAAGCCUCGGACCCCGGGGCUUCCAUCGUCAUGGCCCCGUCGAUGAAGCCGUCCUACUUCCGGCGCCAGGCGGAUGCCCUCCGCACGCGCACGUGGGAGAUCCUCCAGAUUUGCGAGACCCCCACGCCCGGGGAGUUCAAUGUCUUUGCCUUUGUGGGGGAGACCAUGAAUGUCAUCAAGGUCAAUGUUCCGCGCAUUUUCUAUGUGAAUUCCCUUGUGGACGACCCGUCCACCAGUGCCAAGCGCGUGCAGCGGACCCUGCCACACGGAGCACCGACGCACUUCCUUCACGAGUACCGCCUGCCGGAGGCGGACUUCAUCGAAAACCGCCAUGUAUGUGCUCACCCGCCGGUCGGAGGGCUGGCAGAUGCCCCGCUGCCGUCAGGGCUCCUGGGUCGCUGGGAGUUCAUCCAUUUGGCCCGACAUUAA